Messenger RNA from Saccharomycodes ludwigii, 1263 nucleotides. Its product is annotated as putative cystathionine beta-lyase. The transcript has a single exon. Gene Ontology annotation, biological process: transsulfuration. Gene Ontology annotation, cellular component: cytoplasm. The coding region runs from base 1 to 1263 and encodes 420 amino acids. NCBI's taxonomy places the organism in Eukaryota, Fungi, Ascomycota, Saccharomycetes, Saccharomycodales, Saccharomycodaceae. The record is from RefSeq and is a predicted model, not a curated record. Gene Ontology annotation, molecular function: carbon-sulfur lyase activity; pyridoxal phosphate binding.
AUGAAAUCUUUUACUACUUUUCAAAAUACUUUGAAGAUACCUUCACGUGUAUCAAUAUCGAGAUCUAUAAUAAAAAACUUUUCUACGAGAUCCGUUGCUUUGCAUCAUGUAGGUAAAACAACUAGAUUAUCUACCACUUUAAUUCAUGCGGAUGAUAAAGAUAAUAGAGUAACGGAUGUUGCUCCACCAAUUAAUGUUUCUACUACUUUCAGAUACGAUAAUGAAAACUUAAUUCCAUGGAACCAGAGAGAAGAUUUCACGUUUUUGGAAACAACUCCAAUUUAUUCUCGUCUAGGCCAUCCAAAUAGUACCAGAUUAGAAUCUAUUUUCAAUGAAAUUUUAGAUGGCAAUUCUGUAAUCUAUUCUUCUGGGUUGGCUGCCUAUUACGCUGCUUUGACUUACUUUAACCCUAAAAGAUUAUUUAUCGAACAAAGUUAUCAUGGGUGUCAUUCAAUUGCCAAUAUCUUUACAAGAAACUAUGGAUUAAAACAAUACACCUUUGCUGAUAUAGAAAAAUUUGCUCAGCCAGGUGACAUUGUUCAUUUAGAAUCACCAGUUAAUCCAUUCGGUACCAGUUAUGAUAUUCAAAAGUUGGCUGAUAGAACUCAUGCUAAGGGAGCUUUGUUGCUAGUUGAUUCUACUUUUGCUCCACCACCUUUGCAAAAUGUUUGGGAUUUUGGUGCUGAUAUUGUCAUGCAUUCGGCCACAAAAUAUUUUGGUGGUCAUUCUGAUUUAUUAAGUGGUGUGUUAGUCGUUAAAGCUUUAGAAACAAGUAAAAAAUUAAAGGAAGAUCGUAUUUAUUUAGGUACCAAUAUUGGAAAUUUGGAAAGUUUUUUACUGUUGAGAUCUUUAAGAACUUAUGAACUAAGAAUCAAGAAGCAAAGUGAAAAUGCUGAAAAGUUGGUAAAAUAUUUGUCUGAUAAUAAAGAUGUUAAAUUUCCUAAUGUUUUGAAAAAUAUUUAUCAUUCAUCAUUACAAACUAAAGAACCAUUUGUUACUAAACAGCUAAAGGGUGGCUUUGGUCCAGUUUUCUCCAUUAUUUUACAAAAUACUGAACAGUGUAAAAAAUUACCAACUUUGGUUAAAUACUUCCAUCAUGCCACUUCGUUGGGUGGUGUUGAAUCUUUAAUUGAAUGGAGAGCAUUAACAGAUCCAGAAAUUGAUCAAAAAUUGAUCAGAAUAUCUGUCGGUUGCGAAAAUGUUGAAGAUUUAAUUAAUGAUUUGGGUUGUGCCUUAAAACAAUUAAACGAUGGGGCCUCAUAG